Astrephomene gubernaculifera is the source of this 3221-nucleotide messenger RNA. The record is from the annotation of a GenBank genome assembly. NCBI's taxonomy places the organism in Eukaryota, Viridiplantae, Chlorophyta, Chlorophyceae, Chlamydomonadales, Astrephomenaceae.
GGGAGGUGGGAGAAGCAGCGGCAGGGGCAGGGACGGCGGCUGCGGAGGAGGAGGAUGGCGGCGGUGGCGAUGCUGGUGAUGAGGGCGGUGGUGACGGCGGCUUCUCCUUUCGACCGCCGCGAUGCGCUCAAGCCAGCAGCCGUUUGCAUGCGGACAGUUGCAGCCGCUUCGGUGGGGACUGCGGUGGGGACCACACCGAUGGGGCCGCGAAUGGACACCCACAUGCGCACUCACACCACCACCAUCAUCACCACCGCCGCCGCUACCCCCGCUACCUGCACCUGCCGGUGCAGCACUUCAAGCACAGCCGCACCAGCCUGCAGCAGCACCUGCAGCCGGCGCUCAGCUUCCUGUCGCACCACCUGGGCAGGGGCCGGACCGUGCUCAUACACGACACCAAUGGCCUGGAUACCUGCGUGUGCGUCGCCGUGGCGCUCCUGCUCGCAUGCUACGGCCCCGUCACCGGCGGCAGCGGCCCCAGCACCCCACCCGCCUCGUCCGCUGACUCCAGCAGCGCCGCACCGGCACCCUCCCACUCCUCCCUCCCCAUGUGGGUCGCUCCCUACCGCUGCGAAGGUGGUGUGGGCGUGCCCGCGGCCGCAGCCUCGGAGACCUCUGGAAGUGAGGCGACGGCGGCGGCGGGAGGAGCGGCUGCGGUGGCGAGUUGUUGCCACGUCAGCAAGGACGCGGUACGGCAGCGACUGGCUUACGUAAGCGCAUGGUACCCGCCUGCGCGGCCCACUCGGGGGAUGUUGCGGCAGGUGUUUAAUCAUUUCGUGCGGGCCGGCGCGGGCAUGUUGGGGGCGGAGGCGGAGUGAGGCGCUGAGGAUUGUGGAGGGCUGGGUGGAGGAGGUGCAUGUGCCGUCUGUUAAAUGUUGGUUGUGUUACUUAUGGUGUUAUUUGUGGUGUUGCGUGUGGUGUGUAUAUUUUCGAGUGUUGUCGUUGAGAUGUCUUUGGAGUGCAGUCUGAGUGAGGGUAAGGCCGCGUGCGUGAGGGCAUCCUUGCUGUUGGGCCUUACGUGCUAAGGUUUAUUAUGUAGGAGAGGGAAAGAGAGGGAGGGAGGGAGAGGCGGGGCGAUUGCGCGUGUACAGGCGGCGCGGAUGCGGUGUUGGGGCUGGUUGGCUUGCGGGGGGGCGCAGGCGCCUCCGGGGCCUGUACGGGCGCGAGGGUGCGUGUGUUCGGCAGCUCCUGACCCGCUCCUGAAUUCCGUUUGCCUGCCCCGCGCCGGAUCGCGCCAUGUGCGGAUGUUGUUGUUGUUGUUCCUUGUCCCGCAGCAGUGCGUCGCUUUAGUCGAGUGUGGAGUGUGUCAAAGCACUCCAGCGUUAGUAGCGAGGGAUGGUGUUUCUGGGUGCAGGAUUCGGCUUUGGGAUUUGUCCUACGACUUGCAAAGCGCUCUCUUCUCAAGCUAUAUGCUAGCGUGACCCGUGUAUUAAGAAAGCUGGCCGCGAGCCGUGUGUGCGCACCCACGGUCACCCUGCUGCACUUUGGACGCGGUGCGAGACGAUGAAAGGGAUGGAAACAAAUUCCCAGAAAGACGCAGGACUGACGGCCACAGGCGGGUACGGGGUGUGCUUGCCGUCGCUUAACUGCUCUAACCAGCAGCAACCCCGCCCCUGUAGGGUGGGUUUUUUCGCUGAUUCGCAGGCCUGGGCUCCGUGUGCUGCUUUUGCGCAGAGCAAGCAAACAGCCAAGCAGUGAUGGCGUUGUUGCUGCCAUCAUGAUAAGUGCACGGACGCUGUACGGACAUGGGAGGCCGCAGCGUGAUGUCUGUGUACGGUAGCGCAGGAUGGUAAAGAUGUUGCUUUCCUAGAGGCAGUACGGCGCGGAAUCCAGGGUUCUAGAAUCUAGAUGGGCGGAAUGGCAUGGGAGUCCGGAGUAUUUUUGGGUUCAACAGGGUUAGGAGCUACAAUGGAGGCCCUUAGAUGGGGCUGGGGUUGAGGGAUGGGAGCUUGUUCUGCCAAGGCUACCAUGCAAUGCAUGCAAUGUGCGGUGAUAGCGCUAUUUACGGGAUUGUAUCAGCGAUGCCGCGGGCAGCUGCGACAGGGCAGGUAUUUCUGAUUGGUCGUUUUUCUAGCCCUCCAGGAUUGGCAUUGGUUACGAGGCUUGCAGUAUUUCCAGUACCGGUACGGAGCGUUGCUUGGAUUGUUUGUGCCUGGUCUUACCUAGGCCUCAGCCAAGAGCAAUUGAUGCUCGCAACACUUCAUGAGCCUCUGGGAGACCCAUUUCAAUGGCUUUGUCCAGAGUUUGCUUACCUUCGCAAUGUUUGUUCUCCCGCAACGGGAAAAGCCUGAUCCUUGGUUCCCGCCGAACUGAGUCAGGAUCUGCUGAGUUGGUGGCCUGCCGUACCGUCGGAGGGGCGACGCCCACUAUCCAGGGUGCUUUGCUUAGCCUGGAACAGACCUGCAGGCACACUUCUUCAGCAUUAGCAAGCGUAGCUUCACAAUUUAUUUGUUCGUCAUACGUUUUGACUCUCCGCCCUCCGGCCACCAGCGGCGCAACGUUUGGUAAAAUGGGCGGCUGCUUUUCAGGAAUGUCGGAGCAAGACAAGCGGGAAUUCAAGGCUGCAGCGAAGGAGGGCGCCAAAGAGUACGGCAAGGAGUAUGCCGAAAACGCCGUGAACGACAACUAGCUGGGGCGAUGAGAAGGGGAAUCACACACGAUGAGAGGUUUGGCGGGCGUGUCGCGGCCAGCAGCCCACGUCGCAAGCCAUGCUCGUAAAGCUGGACGACUUGACCGAGUUCUUGCGGGCGAUAUGUGUCCGAGUAGCGAAUGAGCGGGGUGCCAAGGAACGAUCUUUCCGUUGUUUAGCGUACGACUCCUUAUCUCUUCUCAUCUGUGCCUGAGCCGGCGUUAGGUACACCCUUUACGCAGACGCAGGGCCAUUGACCUAACGGGUCUAGAGCGUGGUAGAGGAAUGCGAAUGUGUGUGAGCGAGCAUGCGUUUCGGGCCUAUGGAGGUGGUGCGCGCGACGCUGUGUGAUGGUUUGGAGGGUGCGACGGCGCCUGUAGCCUGCAGUUGUACGUGGCGGAGACGGCAGCAGGACAACCGGGUGUGUUUAAGCCAGAACGGUUGCAUGGGAUCUGGGUCGUUGUGUAUGUACGAGGAGUAUAACGAAAGACGCGAGUUGUGGCUGCAUCUUAGCACUGCUAACUCUUGGGACACAUGGAAGCUUGCUAGCACCGGUAUAUGGUUGCAAGGAACAUGGCGCUGUAACGCAGAG